Molecule: messenger RNA, 2611 nt
Organism: Rattus norvegicus (Norway rat)
Lineage: Eukaryota; Metazoa; Chordata; Mammalia; Rodentia; Muridae
Source: RefSeq, a predicted model, not a curated record
GUUGCUAUGGCAACCGCAGGCAAACCGGCCUCAGGGCCUCCAGCUGCCGGUCCGCCUGGCGUCCAGCUCGGAGGACGGACCUGGGGAUGACCACGGACCCUUUAGGAGUCUCUGGGGGGCCUAAGCAGCUGGGACCUCCAUUUCCCCUGGUCUGGAGUUUGGGGUGGUCCCUUGCUGCUUGGGUCCAUCUACACCUCCUCAUUUCCAUCUCAUGUUCGCUACAGGAAACAUUUUUGAAAGUUUAAUGUGAACUCACCAAGGGAACAUUGCGAAUUCAUCUGUGGAAGAAACGGGGUGCUGUGGGCACUGUGUGAGAACCAUCGGAAAUAUUCUCUCCGCCAAGAUUAAUGAUUCCAUAACAGCAGGAAUCCAGGAGUCAAGGGUGCAUCAUGUCUCAGCAAAAUUGUAAAUGCUGAGACCUUCAGGACAGCCCUUAAAGCUAUGGGUAGAACUAUGAAAACAAAACUCUCCCAUGCGUGAAGUGCGGUACCUCAUUAACCCAAGGACCUCACCAACAGGAAGCUGUAUUCUUUACCAGCAACUCACCACAUCCUUUUUGAUCUGGUUUUCUUUUUCAAAAAGUGGACACAUUUCUUUUGAGCUAUUUUUGUUGCAAAGUUAAGCAAAUGGCUGAUCACCACUUGGAUGAGGUUCCUACAGCAUGCCCACACUGUGCGUCUUCUCAGGCUGGUCUACUUUGUGUGUGUCCAGCAGGAAAUUCUCCAGUGAUGGUGGUGGAAAUGUCACAGACAUCGAGUAUUGGUAGUAUAGACAUUUUUACUUCACAAGAGAGAAAAAAAGAAAGAAAUGCCAGCAGAGAAUCUUCUCUAAAAGAUUUGUCCACAAGAACUUCAAAUGUGGAGAGAAAAUCUUCUCAGUCACAGCGGAAUCGGAGCAAUGUCACAGGAGGAAAAGUCCCUCACAUACGAAUGGACAAUGGAGCGAGCAUUGAGGAAUUCUAUACCUUUGGAAGAAUAUUGGGACAGGGGAGCUUUGGAAUGGUCAUUGAAGCUACAGACAAGGAAACAGGAGCUAAGUGGGCAAUUAAAAAAGUGAAUAAAGAAAAGGCUGGAAGUUCUGCAGUGAAGUUACUUGAGCGGGAGGUGAACAUCCUAAAGACUGUCAAACAUCAACACAUCAUCCACCUGGAACAAGUGUUUGAGUCGCCUCAGAAAAUGUACCUUGUGAUGGAGCUUUGUGAGGAUGGAGAACUCAAAGAAGUUCUGGAUCAAAGAGGACACUUCUCAGAGAGUGAGACAAGGCUGAUAAUUCAAAGUCUCGCAUCAGCCAUCGCAUAUCUUCAUAGCAAGGAUAUAGUGCACAGAGAUCUAAAGCUGGAAAACAUAAUGGUUAAAAGCAGCUUUAUAGAUGACAACAAUGAAAUGAACUUAAACAUAAAGGUGUCUGAUUUUGGCUUGGCCGUGCAGAAGCAUGGCUCUAGGAGUGAAAGCAUGAUGCAGACUACAUGUGGCACUCCUAUCUAUAUGGCACCAGAGGUCAUCAAUGCCCAUGACUACAGCCAGCAGUGUGACAUUUGGAGCAUAGGUGUCAUAAUGUACAUUUUACUGUGUGGAGAGCCACCCUUUUUGGCAAAUUCAGAAGAAAAGCUCUUUGAAUUAAUAAGGAAGGGAGAACUACAAUUUCAAGAUCCAGUCUGGGAUUCUGUAAGUGAUUCUGCAAAAAGUGCUUUGAAACAGCUCAUGAAAGUAGACCCCGCUCACAGAAUCACAGCUAAGGAACUGCUAGAUAACCAGUGGUUGACAGGCAAUACUCUUUCUUCAGCGAGACCAACUAAUGUAUUAGAAAUGAUGAAAGAAUGGAAAAAUAACCCAGAAAGUGAUGAUGACACCAAGGCAGACAAGGAGACUGAGCAGCACACUGAGGAAAAGUUGAAGCAUAACAAAAUAGAGGAAAAGGCCCCGAAUGUCAACCACAGUCCAUCUGCAAAGUCAGUAAAUCAGCCCACUGAUGAAGCCAAGAAGCCUGACGCAGAUAGCGUUGACAUGAGCCCUUCAGACUCAACAUCCUACAAACUCAUUUCUGCUGAAAUCAAAGCAGAGCCAGAGAAAAGCUCCGGGUCUGUAAGCCAUGUAGCAGUGGCUAAAACCACUCUGAAAUCCUCUGCCUUGUUUCGAGGCAAGAAAAGGCUCUAAGGUUCUGCCCAGUGCUGAGCAGCUCAAGAACGGACCACUCUUCCAGCACUGAAGGGAGGGGCAGGAGGGAACAGCACGCACCGAGCUUUUAGCCAUUGGCUCUGAGGAGCCCUGCCUGUGUUUACACCAGUUUAAAAUUGAAGCUAGUUACCUCCAAGCAGCACAGCCUGAGCAGGUCAUUGGAGGAGGCAGCAGCAUGCUUGGGAGAGGCUGCCACUCUCACCAACUCAAGGUGUUCCACGACUGUUUAAGGGACAAGUGCUGUCAGUGCAGGCUGGGGCCAGGCUUGCUCAGUUCUACUCAAAUUCUUAUAUUUAGGCACAAUUAUUUAUAAGGGAAAACAAGAGGCCAAAUACAGUGACGGAGGUUCCAAAUAAUUAUGUGCCCUUUGCACUAGGAGACUGUUAGAGGAUUACUAAUAAAAUGACCACAGGCAUUGUGGCAGAAGUGAUGCAGUC